AUGCCCGUCGCGACCCACGCCGUAGUGGGUCAUUCCGCGAUACAUACCCCAGAUCCAGAUGAUCUCCUAUUAUCACCACCAGAAAUACAGCGAAGCAAAUCAGUGAAGCCCAGAUUUAGUAUUAUAGUUCACCAAGUACCAACUGAAGAUUUUGACUUAGACAGAGAAAAGAAAGAAGGAAUCGCAAAGAUUAUGGAAGAGAAUGACCUCGCUAAGAAAGGAUUUAAAAUAGAAGAUAUUAUAUGGCUAAAGAAAAAGGACAGACCACUAGGAAGAUUAGCAUCAAUAGGUGUCUAG
This is a messenger RNA of Talaromyces stipitatus ATCC 10500, 297 nucleotides long. RefSeq lists its product as uncharacterized. The record is from RefSeq and is a predicted model, not a curated record. Bases 1 to 297 code for a protein of 98 amino acids. The transcript is spliced from 2 exons. Lineage: Eukaryota; Fungi; Ascomycota; Eurotiomycetes; Eurotiales; Trichocomaceae.